Molecule: messenger RNA, 1647 nt
Organism: Acyrthosiphon pisum (pea aphid)
Lineage: Eukaryota; Metazoa; Arthropoda; Insecta; Hemiptera; Aphididae
Exons: 5
Coding region: 1-1515 (504 amino acids)
Source: RefSeq, a predicted model, not a curated record
AUGGGGAGCUGUGGUAGAGAACAACAAUCUGCUAGAUAUGCAGAUUCCUUGCACAAAUGGGACAUGAGAAACUCACCAGAAUAUGAUUACGGAGCGGAGAAGCAGUCCAUCUACCACAUAGAUUUUUGUGGUGGUCGUGUUCAUGUGGAAAAUGACGAAGUUGUCAAAAGUUAUGAACAUAAUCAUGUACCAGAUAAUGCUCAAGUGGAGUUAAAGGAAUUAAUGUAUAACAUGAAACACGAUGCACAAACCUCCGCUGCUACAAGUCAUGGAGUCAUAGGAAAUUUAGCAAGUCAGUGUGGUGGUCGUGUUCAUGUGGAAAAUGACGAAGUUGUCAAAAGUUAUGAACAUAAUCAUGUACCAGAUAAUGCUCAAGUGGAGUUAAAGGAAUUAAUGUAUAACAUGAAACACGAUGCACAAACCUCCGCUGCUACAAGUCAUGGAGUCAUAGGAAAUUUAGCAAGUCAGGUUCCCUUAUCGGUUGCAGGUCAAUUACCCAGCGUAGCUAGUUUGAAAAGAACAAUACAACGUGCUCGUCGAACUAAACUAAAUGCUCCUGUAAACCCUUUAAACUUUAGUUUUGAUAUUCCUGAAGAUUUUACAAAGACGAAAAAUGGCGACGAUUUUCUUCUUUUUGAUAACAAAUCGGAUACAAAAAGAAUAUUAUUGUUUUCAACGAAAAAUAGUUUGGAGUUAAUGAAUAAUUGCCUUAAUUGGUUUUGCGAUGGCACUUUUACUUGUUCACCUAUUCCGUUUAAACAGUUAUAUACCAUUCACGCUGUACAUUAUUCAAAUGUUAUCCCUUCUGCUUACGCUCUUCUACCCGACAAAAAAGAAGAUACAUAUAUACAAAUGUUUAAGGCUCUUAAAUCAUUAAACCAAAAUUUAAAUCCCAAGUCUAUUAUGAUGGAUUUCGAAAAAGCAGCGAUGAAUGCUGUUAAAUCUGAAUUUCCAAAUACCUCAAUUAAUGGAUGUUUUUUUCACCUAUCACAAUGUAUUUGGCGCCACUUACAAGAAGCAGGGUUACAAAAAAAUUACAUACAAGAUUCUGAAUUUGCCUUACAUAUUCGUAUGUUACCUGCUCUUGCUUUUGUGCCACAAAACAAAGUUAUAAAAGACUAUGAAAAACUUUUAGACUCUGAAUACUUUUCUGAAAAUGAAGAACUUUUAAUGCCAAUUAUAGACUACUUUGAGGGCACCUGGAUUGGCCGUUUGCAUCGUAGAGGCCAAAGAAGAGAUCCGAUCAUCCCCAUUAGUGUAUGGAAUUGUUAUGAUUUAGUAGCGGCAGACCUUCCACGUACUAAUAAUUCAGUUGAAGGAUGGCACAAUUGUUUUUCGUCUACACUUAAUUCAUCCAAACAUCCAUCAAUUUGGAGAUUUAUACAUGCACUCCAAAAAGAAGAAAGUAUUAAUACUUUAAAAAUUCAGCAGUAUGUCGCGGGUCAAGAACCACCAUCAAAAAAAAUAUAUAAAAAUAAAAGUGAAAAUUUAAAAAAAAAUAUGUGCAGAUUAUAAUAACCGUGCAACAAUGGAUUACCUUCGUGGUGUUGCAUACAAUUUCCAACUACAAAUAUAAAAACUAUGUACUUAAUAUUAUUGACAUCCACAAACUUGGAAAAAUACUCAACAUUAUAAUUAUUUUUUAUG